Molecule: messenger RNA, 804 nt
Organism: Macrosiphum euphorbiae (potato aphid)
Lineage: Eukaryota; Metazoa; Arthropoda; Insecta; Hemiptera; Aphididae
Source: the annotation of a GenBank genome assembly
AUGGGUUUUGCUGGAGACACGUGUUCCCAGCCGCACCCACGGGAAUCCUUUAUUUGCGGCCGGAAUUCUUUCGUAGGAAUACCGAAACCUAUCAUAGAAACUCAUAGGAAUGACGCACUAAUUAUAGGAAUAAAAAUAAUUCAGGGAAACCAAUUAUUGACCAUAGGUGGGGCUGGAGACACGUGUUCCCAGCCCCACCCACGGGAAUCGUUUAUUUGCGGCCGGAAUUCUUUCGUAUUAAUUCCGAAACCUAUCAUAGAAGCUCAUAGGAAUGACGCACUAAUUAUAGGAAUAAAAAAAAUUCAGGGAAACCAAUUAUUAGCCAUAGGUGGGGCUGGAGGUACGUGUUCCCAGCCGCACCCACGGGAAUCGUUUAUUUGCGGCCGGAAUUCUUUCGUAGGAAUUCCGAAACCUAUCAUAGGACCUCAAAGGAAUGUCGCACUAAUUAUAGGAAUUAAAAAAAUUCAGGGAAACCAAUUAUUAGCCAUGGGUGGGGCUGGAGACACGUGUUCCCAGCCCCAAACACGGGAAUCGUUUAUUUGCGGCCGGAAUUCUUUCGUAGGAAUUCCGAAACCUAUCAUAGGACCUCAUAGGAAUGUCGCACUAAUUAUAGGAAUAAAAAAAAUUCAGGGAAACCAAUUAUUAGCCAUGGGCGGAGCUGGAGACACGUGUUCCCAGCCGCACCCACGGGAAUCCUUUAUUUGCGGCCGGAAUUCUUUCGUAGGAAUACCGAAACCUAUCAUAGAAACUCAUAGGAAUGACGCACUAAUUAUAGGAAUAAAAAUAAUUCAGGGAAACCAAUAA